Molecule: messenger RNA, 632 nt
Organism: Limulus polyphemus (Atlantic horseshoe crab)
Lineage: Eukaryota; Metazoa; Arthropoda; Merostomata; Xiphosura; Limulidae
Product: sodium/potassium-transporting ATPase subunit alpha-like
Exons: 5
Coding region: 51-632 (193 amino acids)
Biological process (GO): intracellular potassium ion homeostasis; sodium ion export across plasma membrane; potassium ion import across plasma membrane
Molecular function (GO): P-type sodium:potassium-exchanging transporter activity
Source: RefSeq, a predicted model, not a curated record
AAAUACAAUGAUUACACAUACAAUUCAGGUUCGUUUGCAGUCGGGGAAAGAUGCAGUCUAGUAAGGGAAAAGUAGACGAUCGAUAUGGCAGGUCAGCCAGUUACAGGGUGGCUGUCACUACCAAUGUUUCAAAUGAUGAGAGAAAACCUGAUGGAAAAUCAGAAAAAAGGAAGAGAAAUAAAGGAAAGCCUGAUCUGGAGGACCUCAAGCAAGAAGUUCAAAUGGAUCAACAUAAGAUCCCAAUUGAAGAAUUACUGGCCAGACUGAAUACCAGCACUGAAAAGGGUCUUACUUCACAACAAUCCAGGGAAGUUUAUGAACGGGAUGGUCCUAAUGCUCUUAGCCCACCCAGAACAACUCCUGAAUGGUUAAAGUUCUGUAAGCAACUCUUUGGUGGGUUUGCCAUGUUGUUAUGGAUAGGUGCCAUUUUAUGCUUUAUUGCAUAUUCAAUUCAAGCAGGUACCUAUGAGGAACCACCUGAUGAUAAUUUAUAUUUAGGUAUUGUAUUAGCUGCUGUGGUAAUUGUUACUGGAUGUUUCUCAUAUUAUCAAGAAGCCCGUAGCUCUAGGAUUAUGGAAUCUUUCAAAAGCAUGGUACCUCAAGUAAGUAUGCAUCUCCUUUUUUUUACUUAA